Empidonax traillii (willow flycatcher) is the source of this 1533-nucleotide messenger RNA. RefSeq names its product gap junction gamma-1 protein-like. Gene Ontology annotation, cellular component: connexin complex. The coding region runs from base 109 to 1287 and encodes 392 amino acids. The transcript is spliced from 3 exons. NCBI's taxonomy places the organism in Eukaryota, Metazoa, Chordata, Aves, Passeriformes, Tyrannidae. The record is from RefSeq and is a predicted model, not a curated record. Gene Ontology annotation, biological process: cell communication.
CCUUUGUUCGGCGGGAGGCGGCGGCGCGCCGCCCCGCCGCUUUGUCCGCCGCUGCCGGCGGGAGCCACUCGUCCCGGUGCGCCGGUUUGAGUCAACUGCCUAGCCAGGAUGAGCUGGAGUUUCCUGACACGGCUCCUGGAGGAGAUCAACAACCACUCAACCUUUGUAGGCAAGAUCUGGCUGACUGUCCUCAUUGUCUUCCGCAUCGUGCUGACAGCCGUGGGGGGUGAGUCCAUCUACUACGACGAGCAGAGCAAGUUUGUCUGCAACACACAGCAGCCAGGCUGUGAGAACGUCUGCUACGACGCCUUCGCCCCCCUUUCCCACGUCCGCUUCUGGAUCUUCCAGAUCAUCAUGGUGGCCACACCAUCAGUGCUCUACCUGGGCUUUGCCAUGCACCGCAUUGCUCGCAUGCCUGAGUCCUCACGGCGCCGGACACCGGCAGCCCGGCGGGCACGCAUGCCGGUGGUGCGCCGGGGAGCCGGGCGGGACUAUGAGGAGGCAGAAGAUGAUAAUGAAGAAGACCCCAUGAUCUUUGAGGAGAUCGAGGUGGAGAAGGAGAAGAGUCCAGAGGGUGGUGAGAAGCACGAUGGCCGGCGCCGCAUCAAGCAGGAUGGGCUGAUGCGUGCCUAUGUCCUGCACCUGCUGUGCCGCUCACUGCUAGAGAUGGUUUUCCUCUUUGGGCAGUACCUGCUGUACCGCUUUGAGGUGAGCCCCUCCUACGUCUGCAGCCGCAGCCCCUGCCCGCACACCGUCGACUGCUUUGUCUCCCGCCCCACCGAGAAGACCAUCUUCCUCCUCAUCAUGUAUGCUGUCAGCGGGCUCUGCCUCUUCCUCAACCUCUGCGAGCUCUUGCACCUUGGUGUGGGGCGCAUCCGUGAUGCCCUGAGCCAUUCUGGUGGCCCCCCGCUCCCAAAUGGCGACAGUCCUGCGCCACAGUACCCCAAGAAGGCCCCCAGUGCACCCCCCACUUACCACUCGCUGAAGAAGGAGCUGCCCCAGGCCCCGCUGACCAAUGGCAAGCUGGACUACCAAGAGAGCCUGGCCCAGGGGCGCUUUGCCCUGGCCGGGGCUCCCCCGGCGCAUGAGCUGGACCGGCUGCGUGAGCAUCUGCGCCUGGCCCAGGAGCACCUGGAGGUGGCCUUUCAUCUCCAGCCCCCACCGCGGCCGCCCAGCCCUGCCCGCAGCAGCAGUCCCGAGGCCAACGGCAUUGCCGCCGAGCAGAACCGCCUCAACCUCGCCCACGAGAAGGGGACCACUGCCUGCGACAGGACCACGGGGCUGUGAGUGCCACCAGGAAUGACGGCGGUGACUGCUGGAGCGGCUGCCGCCGCCACCGUGGGACAGGCAUCCUGCCAGGAGCACAGGAUGGAGGAUGCCAUGUGCCUGCCCAGCAGGGCAGUCUGAGCAGCCCUGUCCUGGUGGGCAGUGGAGGGGACAGGGGCCAUGGGGUUCAUUCCUACUUAAUUUUCAAAAAGGGAAUAUCUUAUUUUUGUACAUUUUUAUAAACUCAUCCGCGUGUGCACCCUGGCA